AUGGCUGAGCUGGCUAUCACCAAGUUGGAUCCGGAUUCACAGCUUCUUUUGGACCAACCGCUCCUGCGAUUACCAUACGAGCUUCUUCGAAAGAACCUCAAAUCGGCACAGCGGCACAUCGAGCAGGCACAUAAAAACAUCCAGAAAGAUCUCCAGACCGCUGCGGCUCAGAGCCCAUCUCUCUCCCUCGCGACUAUCGAUGCGACCUUGACGAAAGCACAAACCCUCAAACGUAAGCUUGAACAGCUACACAUUGAAGAGCAGAAUCUCCACCGCCAGCAAAGGGUGCGCAUUCAACACCUUCAACAACUUCACGAAGUGCACAGUCUCGCCGAUGUCAAGUACGAUGAGUGGUCACAUACACGCCUCGACCGUCUGUUGGUCGAUUACAUCUUGCGUCAAGGGUCGACUCAGAGCGCGAAAGAGCUUGCAGUAGAGAAAGGCAUACAAGAUCUCGUGGAUGUGGAUGUGUUCGAGGAGUGUGGGAGGAUUGAGAAAGGCCUACGUGCGGGCAAGAUGCAGGAUUGUCUUGCCUGGUGUAAUGAUAACAAACAGUCCUUGAAAAAGAUCAAUAGUACUCUCGAGCUGGAGCUACGCCUGCAGCAAUUUAUCGAGAUGGCGAGAAACGAUGAGGCGAAGACUGGUAUCGAGGCAAUAUACCAUGCCCGUAAGUACUUGUCCUUGGGACAAGAAUCGGGCUUUGGUCUCAAGGCGGGCGGCCUUCUCGCGCAUCCUUCAGAUACAGAGGUGGAACCAUUCCGGACAAUGUACAACCUGGCCAGAUACGACCAACUAGCCGAACUCUUCGUCAAGACUCACCACGAACUUUUCUCCCUCCCACUUCAGCCUCUCCUCCACACCGCACUGUCCGCCGGGCUCUCAGCGCUGAAGACUCCCAGCUGCCACUCCGAAUUCGCCCUCCACGCCAACGCCAACACCGGCGCGCCCGUCUGUCCAAUCUGCAGCACCGAGCUCAACGAGCUAGCGCGCAAUGUUCCAUACGCGCAUCAAUCGAAGAGUCACAUCGAGGACGAUCCUGUGGUUUUGCCAAAUGGACGUGUCUUUGGCCGGGAACGAUUAAAAACAUUGAAUGAAAAGCUGGGCACGCCCGCAGGCAAGAUAAGAGAUCCGACGGACCCGGAAGGAGUGGAGUGGGACGAGCGGGUGAUGAAGAAAGUCUUCAUCUCAUGA
Dissoconium aciculare CBS 342.82 is the source of this 1191-nucleotide messenger RNA. RefSeq lists its product as uncharacterized. Lineage: Eukaryota; Fungi; Ascomycota; Dothideomycetes; Mycosphaerellales; Dissoconiaceae. The record is from RefSeq and is a predicted model, not a curated record. Gene Ontology annotation, molecular function: ubiquitin protein ligase activity. Gene Ontology annotation, cellular component: GID complex; nucleus; cytoplasm. The coding region runs from base 1 to 1191 and encodes 396 amino acids. Gene Ontology annotation, biological process: proteasome-mediated ubiquitin-dependent protein catabolic process. The transcript is spliced from 3 exons.